Molecule: messenger RNA, 1553 nt
Organism: Ruditapes philippinarum (Manila clam)
Lineage: Eukaryota; Metazoa; Mollusca; Bivalvia; Venerida; Veneridae
Product: forkhead box protein F-like
Exons: 1
Coding region: 73-1245 (390 amino acids)
Biological process (GO): animal organ morphogenesis; regulation of transcription by RNA polymerase II
Cellular component (GO): nucleus
Molecular function (GO): DNA-binding transcription factor activity, RNA polymerase II-specific; RNA polymerase II cis-regulatory region sequence-specific DNA binding
Source: RefSeq, a predicted model, not a curated record
AACGCAAACCAAUCUUCUGAAAUAGACGUCAUUUCCGGUGAAAUAAAAGAGAUUACUAAUCGAUCUUUUGAUAUGGACAAUAUUCUUGGUACUGAACGUAAUUGCUAUAGUCCACGUCAUUCUACACCCGCAAAAGAUGUAGGCCUAAACAUCACAUUUACACAUCAAACGCUGGAAACAGAAAAUCCACCCCGAUCUAAUGUAAGUGACUCGCUAUAUCCAACAUUUACCACGGACGCUCAGUUGAAAUCCACAGAUCAAGGCCAAGUUUGUGAUGAUCCAAAUGUGUACAAACGACAAGAAGACAAACCCCCUUACACAUACGUAGCAAUGAUUAUAGUCGCCAUUUUGAAUUCUGAGGAGAAAGAACUUACGCUUGCUGGCAUUCGUGAUAAACUUAUGGAGAUGUUUCCUUUCUUUAGAGGCGAGUAUACGGGAUGGAAAAAUAGUGUCCGCCAUGCUCUCUCAAACAGUAAAUGUUUCUACAAACUACACAAAAGUGAUGAUCAAGAAUCGGCAGUGUCGUCUGUAUGGAAAGUCAACACAAAGUAUGUGAAACAUUACACGUUUAAUCGACAAGCCAAAGGACCAAAGUAUCAACAUUACAAAUUCACUCUACAGGAUGAGCUUGGCCUCCCUCCUUUUGAUGAUUCAAAUGAAUACAAUUUGGAAAAAGACAUUAAUCUACCACCAAAACCAUGUUUCCAAGGUGAUUCCGGAUCACUUACCGGAAGUGUGUCUGACUUUCUGAACGCUAGAAACGACUCUGUUCCAACUCCACAGAGCACAGUAUCUGACUAUGAUAGUGCAUAUUCUAGUAUUAUUGACAAAAGGCCAUCUCUUAAACGUAAACAUUACGAGGAAAUGACGUCAGCACAGCAGACGACAGCUGAAUUCAAAAGGCAGACGACAUACUACAAUUACCCACACUAUGGAUAUCAGUACCCACAAGGCGCCUAUCAUCCUACAUACUAUGGGUCAAGUUAUUACAAUUCUACUCCCAUGACUGUUGGUGAUCAAUGGUCACGUGACUAUAAUCAGUAUGGUUACCCGCAGCAGUACAGUGCUCAAGCAAUGAACGUUAAUGCAUAUUCCAAAGAGAUUCUUGCCAUGAGAAACUUGUGGUGGUCUUAUUAUAAUGGAAUGGUUCCCCGCAGCUCUCAUAUCCCACAGAAUACAACUUCUAGUGAUUGGUACCCUUCUGUUGCCAUAAACUUAAGCAAACGUGAUGGACAGAGCAAGUAAACGAAAUGUGGUCACAUGAACAAAGAGCAUUACUACAGUUAUAGUGUGUAUAAUUGUGUUAGGUAGAUAUGAAACUGGAUAUCAGAACUCAUGUCUUCAAAUGACGAUUUGAUAUGAGAAUUUGUGUUGUGCUAUAUGUGUAUGUUUAUACUUGCCAUAUUGUAUUUGAAAUAAAUCAUCAUUUUGUAAAAAGAUAUGAUUAUUUUCAUUGUUCCAGUUCAUAAAAAUGCAUAUUCUAUUUGAAAUAAAUCAUCAUUACAUUUUGUAUUUAGUAAAAAGAUAUGAUUAUUUUUAUUGUUCGAAUUCAU